Messenger RNA from Daldinia decipiens, 1863 nucleotides. Its product is annotated as CAMK/CAMK1 protein kinase. The record is from RefSeq and is a predicted model, not a curated record. Gene Ontology annotation, biological process: protein phosphorylation; mitotic DNA damage checkpoint signaling. NCBI's taxonomy places the organism in Eukaryota, Fungi, Ascomycota, Sordariomycetes, Xylariales, Hypoxylaceae. The coding region runs from base 1 to 1863 and encodes 620 amino acids. Gene Ontology annotation, cellular component: nucleus. Gene Ontology annotation, molecular function: protein serine/threonine kinase activity; ATP binding. The transcript is spliced from 5 exons.
AUGUCUACUAUCCAGCAGCUUAAGAAUUUCAUCCGCCAUGGCAAGCAGGCAAGGGUAACCAACUACGAAGAACCCUCGCGGAAACAUGAAUAUUCUCCCCCGCAACCUGCGCAACAAAAAGCCAUGGGUCACGUAAGCGAGCCCGGACACACGGCCGGCAACGGUCAUCGGAACACCAUCCCUGAAGCCUACUCUGCUCAGCCCGGUGAUAUCCAGAACCCAAACCGUGUCGCACAAGCCGAUGCUGCCGCUGCCCACCAUGCCGAGGCCAAGCAGAACGUCUCCGGCACACAUUCGAAUAAGAGCAAAAGCAGAGUAGAUGAUACCCACGCCGCUAAAAUCGUACAAGAGGAAAACGAGAAUAGGAAUAAGUUUCCCAGAUAUCCCGGUCUGGAAAGGUGGGAGCUGCUUGAGAAGAUGGGGGACGGGGCGUUCAGUAAUGUCUACCGGGCAAAAGACCUCAAAGAAAAUGCUGGUGAAGUCGCCAUCAAGGUCGUCCGAAAAUAUGAAAUGAACAACAUGCAGGGCCAUAAACAUCUACAUCCGGAUUUCAAGAAAGUUCCGAAGGCAGCAGAGAGAGCAAACAUAUUAAAGGAAGUUCAAAUCAUGCGCCAGUUAGACCACCCUAAUAUCAUCAAACUGGUCGACUUUUCAGAGUCAAAGCAAUAUUACUAUAUAAUCUUGGAGCUGGCACCUGGUGGGGAGUUAUUCCACCAGAUUGUGCGACUCACCUAUUUCAGCGAAGAUCUCUCAAGACACGUUAUCGUACAGGUCGCAAACGCCCUCGAGUACCUUCACGAGGAGAAGGGCGUCGUACAUCGUGACAUCAAACCUGAAAACAUCUUAUUCAGUCCGAUACCAGUCGUUCCAUCGAAAAACCCCACGCCAAAACAACCUGGCGAUGAAGAUAAAGUGGAUGAAGGCGAAUUCGUGAAGGGAGUUGGGGCAGGGGGAAUCGGCCUGAUCAAGAUCGCUGAUUUCGGGUUAUCGAAGGUCGUAUGGGAUGACCAAACCAUGACGCCAUGUGGCACUGUUGGAUAUACAGCCCCUGAGAUAGUUAAGGAUGAGCGUUACUCCAAGUCGGUGGAUAUGUGGGCUCUCGGCUGCGUAUUAUACACAUUAUUAUGCGGCUUUCCACCAUUUUACGACGAAAGUAUCGAGGUUCUUACGGAAAAGGUUGCUAAGGGGCAAUAUACUUUCCUAUCACCAUGGUGGGAUGAAAUCUCCAAAUCUGCUCAAGAUUUAAUCACGCAUCUUCUUUGCGUCGACCCUGACGAGCGGUAUACAAUCAAGGAAUUCUUGAGCCAUCCGUGGGUGCAGGGAACCGGACCUACGCCUCGUGACGAGAAGAAGGCGAACGCAGAAAUCUUACGCGCAUUCGACGCCGGACGACUCAUCGAUGGCGAGCGCCGCAUGGACUUCAGAUCGCCCGGUGCAGUCAAUCUCCGAGAGAUUUUCGAUGUCGGAUAUUCGGUACAUCGGCAAGAAGAAGAGGCCAAGCGGAGAAAGCAGAUCGGCGUCAAGGGUGCUGCACCGUCGCGAUUGGCUGGUCUCGACGAAGAUUCGGAGGAGGAGACAUCGGACCCGGAAUAUGUGCAUAAAGCCGAGUCGCAAUCACUUGAGCAGAGCAUGCGUAAGACGCAUAUUGGUAAGGAGCGAGAACGUGGCCGACAGCAGGAACGACAAUCCGAUAGAGAACAAAAAGGAUAUGGUCAGCACAGCGCUGCCGUCGCGCAAGCCGCUCGGCAGCAGGUUCGUGAUCGAAAUAAGCAACGAGGGGCUUUCGAGCUCAAUCUAGAUGGGGCGACGUUACUUGGCAGACGAGCUGGAAAACCUGCCACCGCUAGCGUUGGCGGCUUAUAG